Molecule: messenger RNA, 776 nt
Organism: Perca flavescens (yellow perch)
Lineage: Eukaryota; Metazoa; Chordata; Actinopteri; Perciformes; Percidae
Gene: smim14
Product: small integral membrane protein 14
Exons: 5
Coding region: 194-511 (105 amino acids)
Cellular component (GO): endoplasmic reticulum
Source: RefSeq, a predicted model, not a curated record
UUCCCGGAUGUCUGUCGUGAAGAAGGUUGGCUCACGUUCACCAAACAAAACACAGACGGUAGGUUGACAUGUCUGCUAUUUAAUGGUUUCUGUGGGGAACAAGUGCUGCAGCGGUGCAGCCCAGGCCCUCUAAAGACAUCUAACGUUUUCUCAACAUCUACACUGAUCAAGGGUGGACACCAUCUGGUGAGAAAUGGCAGAGGGAGGUUUUGACCCUUGUGAGUGCAUCUGCACCCAUGAGCAUGCUAUGAGGCGCCUAAUCAACCUGCUCAGGCAAUCUCAGUCCUACUGCACAGACACAGACUGCCCUCAGGAAUUGCCAGGUCCCAGUGGGCCAGUCAGCGGAGGAGGUGACCUGACCCUCCCCAUGGUUCUGAUGGGAUGGGCGGUGCUGGCUCUGCUCCUGUUCCUGUUGCGCCCAUCCAGUCUCAGGGGUUCCCGUCCCACAGGCAAACCUACUGGACCCCACAAUAGCGAUGGAAGAGAGCCUCCAGCACCCCCUAUUGACUAGCAGUGGAGAGUAGCAGCACUCACCCACCUACUCUGACUGGAGCUGCACAGUGAAGCUUGAUUUAUACUUCUGCGUAAAAUCUACGCCGUUGCUACGUAUGUAGGUACGUGUAGACACAAACCUACGCCGGACCCUACGCCAUAGCCUGACGUGCACCUCUCGAACGUACGUUGCUCAGCCGUGGCUUUGUAGCGUUGCAUUUCCCCCGACUCAUUUCCUGGUUCUCCUUCUCCAUAAACCACACGGAAUCAAGGAGAGGGUUAAC